This is a messenger RNA of Onthophagus taurus, 2792 nucleotides long. RefSeq names its product L-lactate dehydrogenase-like. Gene Ontology annotation, molecular function: L-lactate dehydrogenase (NAD+) activity. Gene Ontology annotation, biological process: lactate metabolic process; pyruvate metabolic process. The record is from RefSeq and is a predicted model, not a curated record. Gene Ontology annotation, cellular component: cytoplasm. Lineage: Eukaryota; Metazoa; Arthropoda; Insecta; Coleoptera; Scarabaeidae.
UUUGUUAAAUGCUCCGAUUCCUGAGUGUUACUAUUAAAACUUGUAAAACAACAAAAUUCAUUAAAUUUUGAUAUUUUCGUAUUAUUCUCGAUAUUUAAGCAUCUGAGAGCAAAGGUGAAGGUGAGCAAGAACUUCUAUAAAUGUACGAAAUUAUACAAAAAAGUAUCUUUAAACUCUUUGCCGCGAUUUCGAAUACUAGGAACCAAAUCUUGAAGUAUCUAACAACGUUUGAUAAUUAAAUGUUGUUCACCUUUACGUCGACAAUUUUACAUAAAUCUAUCUGGUCUGAUGUAGUUUGCCCAACAGGAUAUUUACUCAUUAAGCACAAUAAGAAGAAAUUAACCACUUAACUGCAAAUUGCCAACUGAAGUGUACUUAAAGAAAGUUGUUUACGCAACAAGUCAUGAAUACGUCCUAACAAUUAAUGAUAUCAAUGUUUUUUGCCACAUCAUGGUAGAAAAGAAAACAAUUCAAGACUACUCCUAGAUUAUUCUCGAAUAUUCCAGUUAUAUAAGUAGUGUGAACCUAUUAGCUAACUUCUUUGGACAGAAAAUUAUGUGUAGCAAAAAUAGAAUUUAACGAUCUAAAACCAUACUCUAAUGUUAAUAUGUCAUGGACAAAUAACUCUUGUAUGGAUAUACGUAGUCAGAAAGUGUUGUAAUAUGUUAUCAAGAUAAACCAACCAAUUUUCAUUGGAACAAUAGUUUCUGCUGUCAAACGGAUUCCAUUAUCCGAAGUUGCAAAGUUUCUCCGAGUUCUAUUCGUGUUAUUAUUCAUGAUCCACUAACUGACAUUAUUAAUAGAAGACACCAAAUAAGGUAACUUAGAGAAGCGAAAAAUAAUGAUUAACAACUUAGACUGAACUGGAGUGGGAAGUAAAACCAAAUCACGUCUGCAAUUAUGUCUCCCCAAUUACAGACAGGUUUUUUUCUCGUUACUUUAAACCACAACCAACAACUUGGUUCCCAUACCAAGACUUUAAAUUGUUAUUAUGGGACCGCUGCCUCUGGAGAAUUAAUCCAAAUGAUUGACAAUUCAAUUAUCAAAGAAAACAAUUAAUCGUUAGUAUGAAAAACAAACCGCUCCAUAAUUAAUCAUUGCCUCUAGAUAGAAAGAGAAAAUGUAAGUGUAAUUAGGGAUCUUAUUAAUGAUGACGAUUCGAUCAUUUGAAAUUCCCGCUCAAAGCUCGCUUCGUACCGGUAAUUACGUUGUGUUGUGUACACUUUGUGCCCUGUCUACGAAAGAAGAAGAGAUGGAAAGAGGAAGUUUAAAAGGAACGAGGAUGUAAAAGGUUCGAAUCGCCAACAGGAAUCGCUCCGCGCGUUGUCUUGCGUUAUAAACGUUUAUUAAUUUACCGGCCUUAAUGCAGGUACCAUUAACGUUCGACGUUUAUUGCCACUAAGGUUAAUUAUUAUUCAAAACAAUCACCGGUAAUGGACGUUCAGGUUAAUUGAAAGAACCGUUUUCAUGAUGUAAUAAUGGAAACUAACGUUAGGAUUUAAUAAAAAUUAUUUAAAUUCUUUGAUAUCAAAUAAUUAGAAAUUUAUAUUGAGUUAUUAAAAAUAUGUUGGUAAUUGGUAAUCGCGAACUUCACGUUAGUAUAAUCGCGUCAUUAUAACGUCAAAAUUUGUGCCAAUAUUUAAAUUUUAGUGUUUAUUCGAAAACGUAAAGAAAAAUUUGUGUCAACCGAUUUGUUCAACAAAAAAUCUGACAAAAUGAUGACCACAACUGUAAAAGCCCUCAUGACGCAUGUAGCGCCUGGGCUGCAUUCAACAAGAUGUACGAACAAGGUGAGCGUUAUUGGAGCCGGAACGGUCGGAACAGCGAUUGCUUUUUCUUUGCUGGCGCAGAAUAUCACGUCCGAAUUGGUGUUGAUCGACAAGAAUGAAUCAUUAGCCCGAGGUGAAAUGUUAGAUAUUCAACACGCAACGAUGUAUUUGAACAGUCCUCAAAUCUCCUCUAGCUCAGAUUAUGCAACUACGCACGAUUCGAAAAUUGUUAUAGUUACUGCUGGUUCGCAAAACGUCGGGGCUGGAAAAAUAGAAUGUACUGCAAGGCAGAAUACGGAUAUUUUUAAAGAAAUCAUUCCAAAAGUUGUUACCCAAAGUCCUGAUUGCAUUUUAAUCAUCGUUUCACAACCAGUUGAUAUUAUGACAUACAUUGCAUGGAAGUUAAGUGACCUUCCACCCUACCGAGUGAUUGGUGCCGGAACAAUCCUAGAUUCUGCCAGAUUCCGGUAUUUAAUAGCUCAACGUUUAGAAGUGGAACCAAGCACAUGUCAGGCGUUCAUAAUCGGAGAAUAUGGCAGAAAAUCAGUUCCAGUGUGGUCCGCCGUCAGUGUAUCCGGUGUACGUCUACGCGAGGUUAACCCCAACCUUGGAACUGAUGACGAUCCCGAAGACUGGCAGGAAAUUCAUAAACAAGUAGUUGAAAGUAAUAUUGAAGUGUGCAAAUUGAAACAUGCUGGAUCUUGGGGGAUGGCUUUAAGCAUUUCAAGAUUGGUCAGAGCUAUAACUGAGGAUUUAAGAGAAUGUUUUCCAAUAUCAACACAUAUUAAGGGCUGUCGCCAUGGCGUCGAUAAGGACGUGUUCCUGUCUUUACCGUGCAUUAUAGGCAGCUCCGGGGUCGUGAAUAUCGUCAGACAGAAUUUAAGUGAUUUGGAGAAGGAUAUGAUACAAAAAUCUGCCGAUUAUAUGAACGAAUUGCAAAAGAAAUUAAUGGAUAGAUAAAAAUAUCAUCAUGUAUCAUCAAACAAAUCACCCUUUAUUAAAUAAAUCAUUAUUUAUCUUUAA